AAAAGCAGGCUGGGCGCCAACGUCAUCUUUAGCAAGCCCCAAAUUUAUUUCGGUCCUGUGCUCUUUUCAUCAGUCCUCUUUUUCUUUCCUUCAACUCUCUCCUCUAAAGAAGCCCUUCAUCUUUGCCUUUAUUAUUCUCGACUUUAUAAUGUCGAUCGUCCCUCAAAUAACUACCAAAUUCUUUUCACACUCAAUACCGUUUGAAUAGUUGGGCUCUAUAACCACCCUGUAUUUGUACUCGUUACAUCUACUUGCUUAUCGCGCAGAAAGCGCGCCAGCGAACAAAACUACCCACACCACUUUCUAUCACAGUCUAGGUGUAUAAUAUUAUACCCCACGCUCAUCAACAUGCCCGAUCUCCGCCGCCAGGUUCUGGAGAGUGGCAAGACCAUGUCUCGCAAAGCAGCCUCGAGGGAAGGCUCCGGGCGAAAUUCGCGCACCAACUCCGCGCAAAACUCUCGCCAGUCAUCUCGAAAUGCAAGCAGACAAGCUUCAGACGAUGAGGAUGCAGGCAACCUCAGCGACGAUACCGCGGUCAGUCUUGGCUCGCUUGACGAUCUCGAAAAUGCUGAUCUCGACAACAACAACGACAACUGGACCCAGGAGCUUCAUGAAGUCAUCGAGGACAUCUUGGAUCGCAAGCGGAGCAGCACGUUUGGCCGCGAAGAAACUUAUUCUGCGUUUUGUCGCCUCUCCAAGUUCCACUUCAUAGAAGAGUCUAUCCGGCGCCGAGUUCCCGAUCUUCUAGCUGCGUUUACCCGCAGCAUCAAAUCGGGAGCUAGUGAGCGAGAGAGCGUGCUUGCACUGCGCGCUCUGGGACUUCUAGCAAUAACCGCUUCGGACUACACCAUAUUUGAGACCGUGGAGCCUCUCCUCACCCGUAUGAUUCGCGAUUCAACCUCAUCUGAAAUCAAAACAACAGCAAUUCAUUGUUUGGGAACAUGCACUAUGUUCGGCGGUGCUGGGGAUGACGGUAUCCAGGAUCAGAUGACGUUCCUUUUAGACAUAGUCGCUUCUGAUGGACAAUCCAUUGAUGCGCAGGGCAGCUCCACUUGCGUUGGUGCGGCACUCCAGAUGUGGGGUUUCAUGGCGACAGAAAUCGCAGAUCUUGAAAACGAAAGCGAAGACUCGAUUCAGAUAUUCAUGGAACAGUUGACCGCUAAUGACCCCAACGUACAAAUAGCGGCUGGCGAGAACAUCGCCCUCUUAUACGAGAAGAGCUACACCCCCCAAGAGGAUUCUGACGAUGAAGACGAGGAGGAAGAUGCUGGUUAUGACAGCGAGUCCGAGAAAGAGAACCUCCGCGGCCCCAAGCUGAUUAAACGGUACGACCCAUACCACAACACGCCCGAGCUUGAGCGCCAGUUGCAAGCUCUCGCAACAGUGCAUACAAGACGUCUGAACAAGCGCGAUAAAAAGAACCUCCACAACAACUUUGCGUCCAUCUCCACUACGGUUUCAGACCCGCGCCGCGGCCCGAUGUAUAGCUCUGCAAUUGACCAUGAGACAAACCGACACUACGGCAGCAAGCUCACCGUCAAGAUCGGCCGGCAAGGCGUCGUGCAUAUCGAUCGCUGGUGGAAAUGGAUCCGUCUGAACUCGCUGCGCCGUGUGCUUCAGGGUGGCUUUGCAAUCCACUAUUUCCAGGGCAAUCGUGCUGUUCUAGACAGCCUUCCGGUCGUAAUGGUUCGGAUGCAGAAUGAGCCAAUGGACCGUUCCGCUUUUAAGAAGGCAGCGAAGAUGCGAAACAGUUUGCGUUGGGCGGCAGCGCAUUCUGACAGUGACUAGAUUGAUUCGCCUUCAUUACAGAUUCCUAUUAGUUUUUCUAUUCCUAACACGUUUUGCUGCUUUAUCUUCAUUUUAUGACAACCAAAAAUUUCCCUUUGCGAAUACCUGGGCGUAUCCAUCUUCCGUUCCUUUCGAUGCUCCUAGCCUUAUUUUUGGUUCAUGUUUGUUUUGGUUUUCAAACUUUUCGAUACCAGAUAUAUGUGUGGCAACGC
This is a messenger RNA of Aspergillus versicolor CBS 583.65, 2000 nucleotides long. RefSeq names its product IFRD domain-containing protein. The transcript has 2 exons. NCBI's taxonomy places the organism in Eukaryota, Fungi, Ascomycota, Eurotiomycetes, Eurotiales, Aspergillaceae. The coding region runs from base 349 to 1788 and encodes 479 amino acids. The record is from RefSeq and is a predicted model, not a curated record.